UUCACUGUGGAUGGAGCAGAGUGUGACAUCUUAGUACUUUUAGCAUCCCAGGUGACGCCUACGGAGACCGCGAGAGGAUGGAGAAGGGCUGCACCGUUGACAGACAGGCGAAGUGAACGAGAGGUGAUAAAUAAAGAGCUGGGAUUGCUCGUUAAACGGCCUGUCACUGUCUGGCUGAUUCUGACGGACAGCUAGCAUCAGACAGCGGCUACAUGAGCUAGCCGCUGGCCAUGUCAGCUAAUCAGCUUCUGUGUCGGUAACAGGACAGCGGAAUGCCGUUUGGGAACUACCUUAUUUUAACCCCAUUAUUUAUUGGAUGAAGAGGCUGGAGAAAAUGGCAGGACGGCGGUGCUUGUUUUCGCCCACAAAAGGCGUGCAUGAGUCCUUUGGGUCCUGCAAGGAGAACCCAUGGAACCCAACAUCAUACCCUUGCACUCCUCUUCCUUGCCUCUGAUGGAUGAUGAUGGUGAUGGGGAGGUGGCAUCAGAGGAGGAUGAGUUUAAGGACUUUUCUGUCGGGAUGUCCUGCUCCUCUCUUAAUUUUGCUGAUGCAACUGAGUCACCUUCUAGUUUCAGACCUCCUUCUCCAACCUCAGAACCAGCCACCCAUCAACCCAGUUGCAGCUCUAAUUGCGCAGGUGAACAAUCCCAGCCUACAUCCGAAGUGAAGCUGGAGUCUGGUAAGGCUCAGAUGGAUGUAGGACAGGAGGAUUAUAAUGCUGAACCUUCUUUGCACCUCACAAAUGGAUUUGCUGAAAGUGAACAUAACUCUGGGGCCCAUACUUCUUCUGUAGGUGGUCGGUCUCCUGUGGAGGAAACGGGGUUUGCUGAUUUCACUGUGUUUACAAAGCAGACGGGACACCCCUGGUGUUGUGGCUUCUCUCCACUGGCUAACACAGAGCAGGAGGAUGCGAGAGUAAAAGGGACAAACAGCACCUUUAGUGAACAAAUACAUGAAUCAGGAGAGGAUUUUAUUAUGGAAUCUGAGCCCAGAUAUCACUGUGCACACAAAGAAAAACAAAACAUCUGCACUGAGAUCAGGGAGAAAAGAGAUGCAGCACUUGUGCAACCAUCUCAGGUCCAUCAUCAGCCUCAGGAAGCUACAGGAAAUUGGAGUUUUCCUUCUGAAGAGGAGGAGCUAGAUAAGCCUUGGGAUAGUCAGAGGGAAAGGAGGAAUAGCUUUAAUUCUCUUCAAACCUCUGAGGUACAGGACGAUGGAGAUGCAGAAGAAAUCUUUCAAACAUGUAGUAUGCAUGAGCCUAUGUCAGAGGACUUGGCAUCCUUCAGUGAUGAUUUGUCAUUUGAGGUUGCUUCUGCAGAUUUGGAACCAAAUGUUUCAUCCCUUGCUUCUCAAGAUGAUCAAACUGAUUGGGACCAGUUUGAUGAAGAUGAAGACCUGGGAAACUGCAGACAUUCUGACUCUUUUGGAAACAGUAAUGUGACAAACCUCAACCAGACUGAGUCAGACAGGGACAUUCAUCACUACGAAUAUCCGACUCAGGAAAAUUCUGCUACCUCCAAACAGUCACAAUCUGGAACAAAUUUGCAAGACAGAUUUGCUGACUUUACUGACAGCAGUUUUGAGCAUCACAGACCUCAAGAAGAUCUUCAAACAGCUGAUGCAGGGGUGCAGAUUCUGGGAAAUCUCCCACCGAGUGACAGCUUUGCAGAUUUCUGCUCGGCGCCCACGCAGGAGGAUGAAGAGGGGUCGUGGGCGGAAUUCAAUGACCAGAGUGCAGAGGAUGGAAGAAGUUGGAGACAGUUCAGAGCACCAGUCAGCAGCCUGCAGACUGAUGUAGACGAUGAGGAAAAGAAUAAGCAGGACAGAGUGGAAGGAACAAGAAGGAACAGCUCUCAGGAUUCACUGCCCUGUCGUGUCCAGGAAAUCCUUCAAGCCAGUUUCCCAAAGGUAGUGGUUCCAGCUGUGGAAGAUGAGAAGGAGCUGGUUGGCCUCAGUGCUUUGCUUCAAGCUGAGCAUCUCUCUGAGAGUGGGGAGGAGGUACCAGUCCCCAGCAGUGCUCAGCGGAUUCAGCAGGAGAUAUUGAGGCCACAUCAGGAUGUCCACAAUGCAGUUGGGCUCCAGUUUCAAUGGGGGGGCUCCCAUACUAACAGGACUCUGCUCAGUUGUCUUGGCGUGGACACAAGAAACGUUGUGUUCACUGGGAGGAAUAAGCAGUCUGUGACUGUGCCUGCUUUUGCAUCCAGUCUGGGAAUGCUUGAGCCAACCAAAGAUGCCGUGCCAGCUGCCUGCUCUUCAGGAAGCACAGCUGUUACAGCACAAGCACCUCCAGGGCCCCGGGAUAUACCGGGCCCCUCAACACAUUCAGCGCAGGAGGAGCUCCCUUCCAGCCAGCUGGACUGGAGCGGUCGUGGCCUUAGCAGCUCUCAGGACGACUGUUCUGCUCUCAGUCUGGAUUACUUUGGUCCUGAGGAUGAGAGCAGGUCCAGCAGUAGCACCCAAAGCCAGAGUCCCCCUCCAGGAAUUGAUCCAGAGCUGUAUGAGUUGACCAUCAGCAAGCUGGAAAUCAACACUAACAGCAGCCACCUAGAGGACACUUUGAAUCGCCUGAUGUCCUCCGCAGAGAAGACGAGCAUUUCAGUGAGAAAAUUCCUGCCGAGUGAAGAGCUGAGUGAAGAGGCUUCCAGGGUGAUCGCUGUGCUUCCUAACUUGUCUUUCAUGCAGGCCAAGGUCCUCAUGUUCCCAAGCGUGCUCCUACCCAAAGCAUGCACUUCUCCAAAAUGACAACACAUUAUUUAUAUUUACAACAAACUGGAUUGUGAAAAUUUGAGAUAUUUUUGUUAAACACACACAGAUAGAAGAGUUCAGAACAUUUGAUAACACAACUGAUCAUUUUAAACACAUUGUGAUAUGGUUGCUUGUGUGCAGAGUUCUCUUUCCACUGUUUAUUCCAGCUGUCUGCAAAACUCUUUUAUACACUGCAAGUGAAACACUUCAGUGCAUAAAAGAGGACAAAGGACAUACCUGUGCAUCCUCGAUUGUAGCUUCUUGUAGCAAGACCUGCAGAUGCAUUUUAGGAACUGAGACAGGAGGAAGAACAGGGGACAUGAGAAGGCAUAAAUUAGAGAAAUGAGAAAACCCUUUAAUCUUUCACUUGGCCUUGGCCUGCUUUCCCAUGUAUGUAGCUGAUUCAACACGGGCUGUUUGAAGAGGUAUAGAAUAGGUAUACUACUACAUGUGAGGUCACAUGAAAUCAUAGAGACUUAUUGGGAAACGAGAGGUUGAUUUUCCUGCUUUAGUAAAAAUACUCCACCUGCUGGCUAUCCUCUGCUUUUAGGGUGAAAGUUGUGAGUAAAAAAAUAUCCUCACAUAUGAGGAUAUUCAAAUUUCAAAGCAUACUAAACUGCAAACUGCAAACUGCACUGCGGAAGAUCAGCAGCAACAGUACAGUGUGUGAAAGUAUUAUUCUCCUCAAUGUGCAGUGUUGUGAUUUAGUUUGGUUUAACGUCCCUUUUACCCAGAUUUAUUUAGUCUGUUACAGGAAACAUGUCAGUCGAAAUGGAUAUUUUUAUAUGUAUGUUGUUAUUUUUACCUAAAAACGACUCACGGUUAUUUUAAUGUAAGGCUAUAACAGACAAAUCAUAUAAAAGACAGAAAGAAUGUGAUUAUGUAAUGUGGCCUUUUUAAAGAAAUAUACAUUUCAAACAAUUUUUUUGUUUCUUUAAUUUCAGCUUUAGCAAGGUCACUUUUGUUUUCACUUUUUCAUUUUUCUUCCUCUAUUACAAAGUUUUGCUUCAUGCCAGUUACAGUAUUCUGUUAUGUCUGUUUUAGUAUUAGGAUGCCAUACAUGUGUUUCCAUAUUCAAGUCACGAAAGUAUUUGAGAUUUCUUUGAUGAUAAUAUUUUUUUUCCUGUUUCCUGCUCCUGGCUGAUUUUUUGUUUUUAUGUUUUAUGAUGUCCACAAACUAAUAGGCUACAUGUUCCUGACUAUUUUAGAAAAUAUUUAGCAUUAUUGUUGUUCAUUUGUUUGUUUCCAGUGAUUUUAUGUUACUGAGGUGCUUUGGAGUAUAAAAACAUUGUCCUGAAAUACUGCCGUGACAAGCUUGUUGUCCACUUGCGCACAUUCCUGUGAAACAAACAGCUGCUUCCUAUAGUCAUUUUACAAUAAAACGAAGGGUUUAUGUACAGUCAUGACAGUCAAAGUAAGAACACCUUCUUUGAAUCUGAAAUGGGCCUGCCUGAUCUCACAAGCAGCCUUCUGUCAAACAGGAAGUCACUAAUCCCAGUGUAGGUGGGAGCAGGUGCAUUCAGCCUGGAGAGACGUAGAGCUGGGAUGAUGGUGUUGAAAGCAUAACUUUAGUGCAAGGGAUCCAGGAGGGGGUCAAUGAUGGGUUUGAAAUGUGACAACACAACAUCCUCAAACAUUUUCAUUACUAAUGAGGUCAAAGCAACAGGACUGUAGUCAUCAAGGCGAAUUUUAAUUGUUUUUGGGAAACAGAAAAAUGGUGGAGGCCUUAAAGCAGGCUGGCACAUUUCUCCAGCGAGGUAUUGAAGAUAUCAGCUGAAGUACUCAGUACUUCGGAAGUCUGCACAAGCUGUUUUGCAAAGGUUCUGUCUAAUGAAGAGUCUAUUUACAUCUCUUUCAGAAGCAGUUUAUGAAAAAUUAAGUACACCCCAUAAAUUAAUAGUUUAUGGAGCCUCCUUUAGCAACAACAACUUAAAGUAAUCGUUUUCUGUAUGACUUGUCUCUUGCAGAGGAAUUUUACCCUACUCUCUGUUACAGUGUUGCUUCAGCCCAUUGAGGUUCAGGUUAUAUUAAGGUCCUGUCCUGUUGUAUGAACCAGUUUUGACCAAGCUUUAUCUAUGAGACAGAUGGCCUUACAUUUGAUUCUUGAAUAAUUUGGUAUGCAGAGGAGUUCAUGGUCGAGUCAGUAACCGCAAGAAGCCCAGGGCCCGUGGCUGCAAAGCAAAUCCAAAUCUUAACACCUACACACACUGCACAUUGUAAUAUGUGUCAUUUAGCAAAAUGUGUCAUAUCUGUCAUUUAGUUGAUUGUCAGAGGUUUAAUUUUCCUAAUUUUGAGGCCUGCUAAGGAUCAGAUUAUUUUUAUUAUGUCCUGAUUUGUAAAACCUGUGAAUUGAAAGAUGGUGUACUUUCUUUUUGCCAUGAUUAUAAUGUGAAAAGAGGGAUUGUAAGUGUUAUCAGAAACUAAUCAAAUAAGCUAAAAGGAAUUUGUUCUCUCCUUUUUCCUAUACUAAAUAAAAAUAUGUCUGGAAGCGUGGGAGGGUAAUUCUAAAUUAAUACAUUUGUAUACGAUACAUGGAUUGUGUGCAGCCAUUUAUAAAUAUAGUUGUGGUCAGAAGUGGAACGCUCAUCAUGGGCCUGAAUUUCUUAGUAAUUUUGAACUGUUCAUUUCCCAGGAUGGAACGAUUGUACAGCAUACAUCUUUCUUUGUUCAAAAAACACUAAUCUGAAUUUAUUUUGGAUUUUCUCUAAUCCACACAAGAUCACAAGUGCACAUGCAGGCUCAAAUAUAUAUAUACACUCAAAUAUUUUAAAAGUUAAGGUUCUGCAGUUUCAUUUCAUUACUAACUUCGCAUUGGUGAUUAUGAUUGACUAUAACUGUAGUUUGUCUUUGGCAGCAUAAAAAGAAUUUGUUUGACAGCACUCACUGGCCAACACUCAGAACAAUGAGAAAUUCCAAGGAACUGGAAACUGCUGGAAGACCAGUGUCAGAAACUGAGCUACUUGGUCACAAUAACAGAGGGUAUGUGUGGAGGGGCAAAGAUGAUGCUUUCAAAUCUAAGAACACUGUACCAGCUCUUAAGCAUGGUGAUGCUAGCAUCAUUCUCUGGCGCUAUUUUGCUGUCAGUAAUUGUGGUACAUUGCAGAAAGUGGAUGGAAUAAUAAAGGAGUAGGACCACCUCCACAUUCUUGCAAAGAUAGUAGUAGUUAGACAGAAGCUAGAUAGUUAAAGCCAGAACACAGCUGGGUACUCCAGGUUAGGUUCAUGACAAUGACCUAAAACACACAUCAAAACUGGACCGAAUAAAUAACUGCAUCUAAUUAUUGUUUUUUUUUUAAAAGUCAUUAAAGAAGUAUGCUAUGCAGUACGUAAACUUCUAACCACAACUUC
Maylandia zebra (zebra mbuna) is the source of this 6093-nucleotide messenger RNA. RefSeq names its product aftiphilin b (gene aftphb). Gene Ontology annotation, cellular component: AP-1 adaptor complex; trans-Golgi network membrane. The record is from RefSeq and is a predicted model, not a curated record. Lineage: Eukaryota; Metazoa; Chordata; Actinopteri; Cichliformes; Cichlidae. Gene Ontology annotation, molecular function: clathrin binding. Gene Ontology annotation, biological process: intracellular transport.